Molecule: messenger RNA, 2040 nt
Organism: Chenopodium quinoa (quinoa)
Lineage: Eukaryota; Viridiplantae; Streptophyta; Magnoliopsida; Caryophyllales; Amaranthaceae
Product: transcription factor TGA9-like
Exons: 2
Coding region: 488-1240 (250 amino acids)
Biological process (GO): DNA-templated transcription
Molecular function (GO): sequence-specific DNA binding
Source: RefSeq, a predicted model, not a curated record
UUUUCUUGGACGGACCCAAGACCUAACUAUACAAAUAAUGAAUAAUACAAGGGAUGGAUAGAAAUACUUAUAUAUUAUAAUAUUAUAUAGAUUCCUCCGCCGUGUCGAAAACAUACUCCCUCGUUGAGGAGUCAUUUGGUCACUUGAACUCAUUUAAUUUAGUUAUAUCAUAUGAUGAUAUACUACGUAGUUGUUUUUUUUUUUUUUUUUUUUUUUUUUUUUUUGAGAAGAUAUCAUAUGAUAUAGUUUUAUUUCAUAUAAUUCCCUUUUAUAUAUCAGAGUUUGUACUUGGGCAUCAGCAUGCAACUCAUUUUUGUGGUCGCGAGGUUGUCACCCGUCACCCCUUAAAACUUUAUAAUAAAAUAAAAUCCGAAUACUUUAUAUAGCAACCUCAACCUCAACACAUCCCAAUUUUAUUUUUAUACUUGUGUUAUAAAUUUUCUCUUUAUCAUCUCUUUUCACUCACAAAUUAUUUUUCCCUCAAAACAUGCCAAGUGGCUCACCAUUACCAAACAACACCAACGCCUCUUACUCCUUUGAGGAGUUCCUCCGCGGUUGGUGCCACCGCUUGGACCGCCUCUCCGCCGAGAUCACCGCCGCUGUCGAUACGAAGGAUGGCGAAGCGAGCCAGAUUGAGGACAUGGAUGCUAAGCUACUAAUAGCGCGAGCUCUCGGUCAUUUUGAGGAAUACUAUGAGCACAAGUCUCGUGCUGCUCAUCUCAAUGGAUUUGCUCUUUUCUCCCCUAAUUUUUGUUCAUCAUUUGAAUGUGCUUUCCUUUGGGUCGCCGGGUUUCGGCCUCGGGUUCUUUUGCAUCUCGUCUCCAGCUCCGUUCAGGAUUUGUCCGCUCAGCAGACUCAAGCGCUUGACAGGCUGAAAAGAGAUACAAGAAUAAAUGAAAAGGCGGUGGAAGACGAGCUAGCAAGGAUACAAGAGACGGCGGCAGCACCACCACUAAUUGAUGCCAUGCGGGAGGCUGCAUGGCUAUCAGAGGGGCAAUCCUUAACAACAACAAAUGAGCAAAUACAACGGUUGAAUGCAUCACUUGAAGCAGUCAUAGCUAAUGCUGACUCCUUGAGGGUGACAACAGGAGCAAAAGCAGCCGAGAUUUUGAGGCCAACUCAAUGUUUGAGGUUCCUGGUAGCUGCUAUGAGACUAAUGCAAAGAAUGAGAAGUACAGGGAUGGAAAGAGAUAAUCUUGGAGGAGACUUGGAUAGAAGUAACAUAAAUAUAUAUAUAUAGGUUGAUGCUUCAUUUUCGAUUUUUUAAAAAGAAAAUAAUGCAACUUAUAUUGAAAUAGAUAAAAAAAAAAUUAUAAAAUAUAUAUAAGUAUAGUUUUGUACGAAGUAUGUUACUAUGAUUGUGGCUGGCAUAGAUAAGUCGGAUGAAAAAAAAAACCCAAAAACAGAAGAAGAAAAGAAAAGGAAAAAGAACAAACCUCUUGUGAUAUUUCAGAGGGGUUUGUCUUGAUAUUGUAGUACUCCUAUAUGUCCUAUAGUAGGUUGAUUGUUGUUUUUGAGCUUUUGUAAAAAAACGUAGUCUCAUAUUUUAUGGUUGUUUUUGAGAAAUUGAAAUUUCUUUAUGUUAGGGAGAUGUAUUAGAUGAUCAGGGGUAUGAAAAACAAUGUGGGUAUGAUGUAAUGAUGUGUGUGUGGUCUAUUACUAUGUCAUUACGUUGUACGAAACCAACGUACAAUUUUUUCUGGAACGAUGGUAUCCUAAAAAGUUUAUAUACAUGUUUUUAAAUGAUUUAGAAUAUUAAAUUUAUUUACAUUUUUGUUUUUUUUUUUUUUUUUUUUUUUUUUUUUUUUUUUUUUGAAAGAGAAAAAAAAUUAACUUAGUUGAAUUGUACCAUCAAAUAAAAAUGCUAGAUCCAUGUUUCCUAUAAAGAUCUUUUUUGAGUAUAGACACAUUCAAACUUUUAUCCUUUUUUUUCAAUUACGUUAAGUAUUAACAAUGCAGAUUAUUUAAAUUCACUACAUCGAUCAUAGUAUGUUAUAAAUUAGUUGGGGGUAUUAUCCCUUUAGUUUCAUUAAGAAUACC